Chaetomium fimeti is the source of this 1494-nucleotide messenger RNA. Its product is annotated as ribonuclease H-like domain-containing protein. Bases 108 to 1046 code for a protein of 312 amino acids. Gene Ontology annotation, molecular function: RNA-DNA hybrid ribonuclease activity; nucleic acid binding. The record is from RefSeq and is a predicted model, not a curated record. Gene Ontology annotation, biological process: DNA replication, removal of RNA primer. The transcript is spliced from 2 exons. Lineage: Eukaryota; Fungi; Ascomycota; Sordariomycetes; Sordariales; Chaetomiaceae.
AACAACCACAACCCACCCUGGCUGUUUCUCGGCCCAGCGAGGUGCGCCGGCUCGCCAUCAGUUCUCAUCAAUACGGACUCAACAUCAAGGACCAUAUCACCAAAAUCAUGCCUCGAGGAUACUAUCUCGGGCAGGGUCUCAUCCCUCUUGGCUACAGCAGCAGCGACGAUGACGAGGGCCCGUGUGAACUUCCUGACGGCCGCCUGGUUUGCGGUCCGCACGGCUUUGUGGUUUGCGGCAAGUGCUGCGUCGACUACAGCUUCAUGGACGAUGUUCUGAGCAACCAGGGCAACGGCGAUGACAAAGAAGAGGAGGAGGACGACGACGAUGAUAGCGGCGGGAAUGGGGCAGAGCCUGACUUUAUUCAGGACCUUCUGGGCCCUGCACUGCGGAAGGGCACUGGCCGAUCUUGGCCCUCAAAGUUCAUCCCGUCUUCAACCACGGACACGCCCGCCGAGUUGUUCUCUGGUCGCAGGCAACAUAUACGUGUCAAGAGAUACACCCAUCGAGACGACGCCAGCACUGUUCUAAUCCGCACAGACGGUGCUUGUCUCGACAACGGCCAGGCCAAUCCCAAGGCCGGCUGGGCUUUCUGGCAUGGGGUUAGCGACGACGGCACUCAUCUCAUUGCCAGCGCCUGCCUCGAGGCCAAGGGUCCUUUUGGCGACGCCGCCGCUCAGACCAGCAAUCGCGCUGAGCUCCGUGCCGUGAUCGCUGCGCUGCGCUUCCGACACUGGCCUGGCGAAGGGUUCGAGACCUUUGUCGUCGCUACCGAUUCCGAAUAUGUGGUCGAAGGCGCUACCAAGUGGGCCAAGACGUGGAUCAAGAACGGUUGGAAGACCAGUGCCGGGGCCGACGUCAAGAACAAGGACUUGUGGCAGGCGCUGCUGGGGGAGGUCGAGCGGGCCUCGGACGACGACUUGGCCGUCCAGUUCUGGAGGAUCCCGCGCGAGUGGAACACUGUGGCGGAUGCAGCUGCGAAAAGCGCUGCUGCCCGGGAAGCGGCGCCGAGCGAAUGGAUGGAGAUGAUUGGAAUGAACAUUUGAACCGCGCCAACUCGAGGGGAUGCACGGUCCUGAAUCCUUGUUGUGGUGGAGAUCAUGCGACUUAUUGGUCUCCGGAUUGCGGGAAUACGGGCAGAUGCUCACAGCGACGGCGCUGUGGGUCAGGUUGCCAGUUAUCAACUCCCGUGCAAACAUCACAGGCGGGGCAUAGGAAACAUACAGAGUUAUGGCUCCUAGAAUGGAUUAUGGCGGCGAGGGACGCCCUGUAUGCUAACCCAACUUGCAAUAGAUGCAUAUUCCUGCCGGGCAGCACCAGCAGAACGCCAUCGGUGAUAUAGUUGAGUAUGAUUGUGCCAAAUAUCUAUAUCCCCGACGGCAGCUGCCGUCACAGUUGGAGAGUACAAAAAAGAGACGUUUGGGAGAGCGCUCUAUUUAUGCGGGCCAGGCCCGGCGGGUCGCGUAGAGAAGAUGGAGCAAUCAGGAUUCGGCA